UCGCCGAUUUCGCCGGUGAAGAAGACUUGUAAGAAAAGUAGAUUGAUUCACAAAAUAAUUUUUAGUUCACCGACCUUUCCUCGUAUUAUUUGAAUGGAAUGCAGUUUCAAAUUUUCAUAACCGAAGUUCGCAAUUCCUGAGUUCUACAGCAGAGAGCAAAAUGCAAGGGAAGGAAGGAAAACCCGCAUCGUCGACUUCAUGUCGAACUUGCACGGAUACGUCGGACAUAGUCCCAUUACAUACUUCACAGCACUUGUACCUGAAACCAAUUGCCAGAAUGAACAUCUCCGUCCAACUUCCACAAUUAAAGGCGCCAGGCAAAUCCAUCUCAAGCUGGGAAGUGAUGGAGCGACUUCGCAAAAUGGCCAAACCUGAGAAAUUUAGUGUCCUGAAAGUGACCAAGAGUACGCUUGAAUUUAUAAGAUUCGAGGGUGAGAUUGACUGCAAGGCCAAGUUGAAGAGUGUCAUAGACAGGCUUGACAUGAUGACAAUCAAAUUAUCCGGCUUCCCGGACGCCCUCAAAGUACGGGCUGCUGAAGCCAAAUUAGCAUUUCCAACUCGACACAUAUGGGAUAGCUUCUUCCGAGAGGCAAAGAAUAUGAAUGAGAUGAAGCCUGGUGAGCGACCGGACACAAUGCACAUUGGAAAUUUACCAUGCAAGUGGUUCACCUUGCCAGAACUUCAGGAGAAAGACCCGAAGCCGAGCGAGUACAUUUUUAGGAAAGUGUUUGAGUCAUUUGGAGAAAUAAGAUAUGUCGAUGUGCCCUGCAAUGAUCCGUAUCGAUCCAGAAUGAAGAGCAAGUCGGCCAUCAAGACAUUUUCUUUUGAUGGCGGUGUAAUGUUUGAAGGCUACAUUCAAUUCAAGGAGUACGUAGGAUUCUUGAAGGCAAUGAGUGCUCUCAAAGGAAUGCAUUUGAUGUACAAGGAGAAAGACAAAGUGCUUGUUGUGCCAAUCAGAGUUGACUUUGACAGAACAAAGCACAUGACAGACCAUUCCAUCAAAAAGCGGCACGUUGAAAGAGAGAGAUUGAUUCAAGAGGAUGCAGAGUUGUUGAAUAAAGAAAGAAAAUUUCUAGAGGAAGUCGAAUCAAAGAAAGAUCAAGCUUCCAAAAAGAAGGAAGCUGAGGAGAUGAAUGCAUUGCUAGAAGAAAAGCAGAAGAUUGAACAGAAGCAGAAAGAGAAGCUAGAGAAAAUUAAAAAAGCUGAGAAGCAGAGAAAGAAGAUAAAAAAGAAGUUGGCUGAAGAAGAGAUGAAACUUAAAAUGGCACAAGCAAAACUAGAAAACGUUGAGCUUUUAGGCAUGCUUCUCGAGAAAGCUAAGAAAAAGAAAAAGAAGGAGAAAAAGAAGAAAAAAGAAAAUCCAAAAGAACCGAUCGCAAAUAUAGUUCAGCAAGUUGUUGAAAGUGUUAAGGAGGAAGAAAAAGAUUUGCUGGCUAAUCGAGAAUUAGAGCUCCGAUCAAGACUGCUCCUAAAAUACAAGAGGAUCCAUGGUAAACCACUUGAGGUCAAAACUGACAAAGAUGCAGCAGCAGAGCCUGAUCCUCAAGCGAAUGAGGCUAAAGUGGAACCCUCCAUACCGGUUGAAAUAGUUGAUAAAAUUUUAGAGGAAAAUUUUAGUGAAUCAGAAGGAGAAUUUGAGCUUGUGCAUGAGGAAGACGACGGUUAUAAUCUUCAAUCAGGCAGUGAUGUUGUGAUCGAGAGUGCAUUGUCUUCAACUGAGAAUGAAGAGGGUGAAGUCGAAGAACAGAGCGAGGAAGAAACCAAAGCCACUAGCUCAGAAGGGGAAUCCCUAUUGGUAGAGAGUGAAUCUGAAGGUGAAAUCAAGUCGGAGGGAGAAGCAAGUGAAACGGCCUCAAGCAUUAAAUCAGAGAAGUCAAAACUUGGAUCUAUCAAAGCUGAGAAGAAACAGAAAAAGAAGCACAAGAAAGAUAAGAAAAAGAAACAUCAGAAAGAUAAGCUGGAUAAAGUAAAACCAGUUAGCAAAGUAAAAGACACCCCAACAAAAGUCAGUAGUCACAUAGAAGUGGUUUCUAACCACUGGAAGAGCACCACACGUCACUACACAGAUCAAGAUGGGAAACGCAGAGGUGACACUUGGAUAGAAGGGAAGCAAGUGUAUGAAAUUGGAGACAGCCGUUUGCCUCCAUGGCCAUACCCUACAGACUUCUACAGCAGAGUACGAAACCCAAAUGAAGCAGAUGUUUACGACAAGUACUUCAACAAAUUCCGAGACUAUCCUCGAAGGAGGAGCGUGAGUAGAGAGCGACGCAGCAGGUCCCAUAGUUUAGUUGGAAAGCGGGGAAGGAGUAGGUCUCGGAGCAGGGAAAGGUUUCGAAGGAGACGCAGGUCGAGUUCCCGGCGUCGAUCUCUUUCCAGACGCAGAUCUCACUCAAGGCACAGAUCUUUAUCCGGCCCAAAACACAGAUCUAGAUCGAUUUCCAGACGCAGAAGAUCAAAGUCGAAUUCUAGACGACAAAGGUCAAGGUCUCUUUCAGGACGUAGGAGAUCUAGGUCUCUCUCUAGACGCAGACCUUACUCGAGAGGUAGAUUUGAGCGUUGGGGCAGAUCAUCUUCUAGAGAGCGGAAAAGAAGGAGCAGCUCGUCUCUCAGUUUUUCCAAAAGUAGAUCUCGAAGUGUGGCUAGGGGUGUGAGCAGAAGCAGUGUUGACUUUAGGAGCAAGGUGAAGUCAAAGAGCAAGUCACCUCCACUCACUUUGAAAAUUCAAAAGCCUCUCAAAAAGCCCAAAAAGGUAGUCAUUUCUCCUCAAAAGACUGACAGCGGCAGGGAGAGACCUAAGCCCUUGAUCAUGAAAAUGCCCUCCAAGAGACCUAAGAAGUUGCCCAAGGCUGAGUCAGUUGUUGAGGAAAAGCCAGUGGACACAGUGCAUGUUGUCAAGGAGGAGAUAGCAGAACCAGCAGUUGUUGAGGCUGCCGAAGUCUCUACUGUCACCCCUCCUCUCCCUGAGUCAAUGCCCGAUCGUGAGGAUGAAAAGUCUCCUUCCCCAACUCUUGAGCUCAACAAUUCCCCAAUUAGGGAACCUUCUCCCAUUCCUGCUGAUUCCAUUCCACUGCCCCAAUCCCCUGCUAAAGAGGAACCACAAAGUGUGCAAGAGGUCCCAGUUUUUAACUCUGAAUUGGCCGUGGACGAUCCUCAAAAUGAGGAAGUAAAUUUGGAGUUGAACUAACAGUUUUCUCUGUUAUAGUUUCUUUAUUUGGAAGUACGGAAAAGAAAUCAUUUUUUUUUUUAAUUGUUUUUUUUUAUU
This is a messenger RNA of Neocloeon triangulifer, 3262 nucleotides long. RefSeq names its product A-kinase anchor protein 17B (gene Xe7). Bases 161 to 3184 code for a protein of 1007 amino acids. Gene Ontology annotation, molecular function: nucleic acid binding. NCBI's taxonomy places the organism in Eukaryota, Metazoa, Arthropoda, Insecta, Ephemeroptera, Baetidae. The record is from RefSeq and is a predicted model, not a curated record. The transcript has 7 exons.